Molecule: messenger RNA, 3540 nt
Organism: Aspergillus nomiae NRRL 13137
Lineage: Eukaryota; Fungi; Ascomycota; Eurotiomycetes; Eurotiales; Aspergillaceae
Product: SNF2 family helicase/ATPase
Exons: 2
Coding region: 1-3540 (1179 amino acids)
Molecular function (GO): ATP-dependent chromatin remodeler activity; ATP binding
Source: RefSeq, a predicted model, not a curated record
AUGGCAUCUAACGCCGCCAUGCUGUUGGACCCACGGGCCCACAGAAGGAAGCUACAAAGCGAUGGUAACGACCCCGAAUUUGCUUCUCUUUCGUCAUAUAGUCACAGCGACGCGGGUUUGGAGGCCGCAUAUGAGCGACUUUACUUUCCCUCAACGUCCAGAGACUGCCCCUCUCCUCCUCAGGACCCCAUAUUUAUGAACCCUAAUCUUGUCGAUACCGAAAGCUCAUUUAUCCACGAGGCAGGCUCCCAGAAUUCAGGCUACUCGGAUUCUUCCGCUGCGCCGGCAGGUACGGCUUCUGCGGCACAUCGUCUUCUCAACCCGCAACGUCUACAGUCUUCUAAUAGAGGUAGCCCGAAGUCGAGAUCACGACCACAGUCAGUUUCCUCACGCGGUGGGGAUAGUGCGAGGGCAUCACCACAACGUAGCGAUACGCGUGGACCCGAUGUGGAUGUGGUAUUUACAACCGCGCAGGAGGAGCUUAGUGAUGGGAAGCGGAAUUCCGAUCAUGUCGAUGAAGUGCGCCAUGGGAAUCUCAUCGAGAAUAUGUACGGCGUUGAAAGACGACUAAACCAGCCAUACAAGAAGAUAAAGACGGAGAAAGACCUGGCCCAGAGCGGGAAAAAGGCGAUAUUUACGUCGACUGGGGCCAGCGGGUUGGGUGAAUGGGUGAAGGAUGGUGAAGAGAAGUCGAAUUCGUCCACACCGAUCACCCCAAAUGUUGUUGACUUAACGAUUGAUUCCUCUGCUGCAGCAACUGACGAUGAUGAUCUACAAGUCACGGGUUCAAAUAAUCUCAGCAUCCAGAGAGUAUGUUAUGGCAAGCUAGAAAACGCAAUGGUGCAAGCAGUGCUGGUACCAAAGCCUCCAGCUGCAGCUCAAACCGUUUUUGGGGACUCGGCGCAUGAUUGGCCCUCAAUCAAAUUAGGAGUACACCGAUCAACAAAUCAAGGCAAUAAUCGGAUUGAGGUUUCAGACCCCGAUGGAAAAAUAUUUGGGGCAAUAGAUCCAAAGACCGCUGCAGUGAUUGCUCCUCUUCUCGAUUCGCCUGCUUUGAAAGUCGACGUUACCGCUCGGUUGGAUGUUCGAAGGAGGCUGGCAAACGAAUAUCCGUGGGCACCUUGCUCAGCUCUGUAUCGAGCGUCUAUCAACCUGUACGGCCUUCGGAAGGAUGCUGAACUAGUCGGGAAGCACCUUGGUCAGAAUAAUGUCUGGCUUGGUACCCCGUUUUCAGUAGAGCAAGGUGUCCCUGUGUUCAACCCACACGCUGAGAGAAGGCGCGCCCAAGCCGCCGCGUCUUUCUUACCAAAUGUGGCUGCGAGGGGCCGAUCAACCGUCAACUACGAAGUCCGCACUGCAGAAGAGGUGAACGAUGCAGUGAUGAAGAUGUUCGAUCAACUUCAGAGCGCCGAAAAUAUACCCGAGUUGGAACCUCCUUCGCUUUUGUCAACCCCGUUGCUCCGCCACCAAAAGCAGGCGCUUUGGUUCAUGACUGAAAAGGAAAAGCCGCGCAAGUUUGGGCCUAGAGAGGAAGAUAAUAAUUCACUUUGGAGGUUGGAGCAUCGUUCAAAUGGGGCAAGCCGGUAUCGCGAGGUUAUUAGUGGCAUUGUACGCGAUGACGAACCUCCACAGAGCCUAGGUGGCCUUUUAGCAGAUAUGAUGGGUCUCGGGAAGACUUUGAGCGUUCUGUCUCUUGUCGUAUCCUCUUUGGCAGAAGCUCACGAGUGGGCAAAUAUGGCACCAAAUUCAGACCUUAUUCGAAACCUGCCGGGCAUCCGCAACACCAAAACGACACUUCUAGUAGCUCCGUUGAGUGCUGUUAACAAUUGGACAUUCCAGGUCAAGGAGCAUCUGAAAGAAAACGCCAUAUCUUAUCACGUAUUUCACGGGCAAUCGCGAAUCACUGAUGUGGAUGAGCUGUCUAAAUAUGACCUGGUCAUCACGACAUACAGCAUUAUUCUCAGCGAGCUCUCUGGAAGGGGUUCGAAACGAAAUGGGAACCCUGGGAGCCCGUUAACCAAGAUGAAUAUGUUUCGAAUUGUUCUGGACGAAGCGCAUACUAUCCGAGAACAGAGUGCAGCACAGACACAGGCUAUUUUCAAGCUGAACUCCCAGCGUAAGUGGUCUGUAACUGGUACACCUAUUCAAAACCGACUAGAGGACCUUUUCUCGGUGACCAAGUUCCUUGGUCUGAAUCCCUACGAUGACAGAGGGCAGUUCGGGAUGCACAUUCUGAGUCGAUUUAAGACCGGGGAUGCCACGGUCCUAGCAAGCUUGCGAGUGCUUGUAGACUCAUUUACACUACGCCGUGUCAAGGACAAGAUCGACAUCCCUACCCGGCACGACAAGAUCAUAACGCUUAAUUUCUCUGAGAAGGAGAGGCAGCUGCAUGAAUUCUUCCGACGAGAGUCAAACGUGAUGAUGAAAGUAAUUGCCGGCGAGGAUAAGACAGCACUGAAAGGUCGGAUGUAUCAUCAUAUCCUAAAGGCAAUGGUAAUUUUACGCCAAGUCAGUGCCCAUGGCAAAGAGCUUCUCGACAGUAAUGAUCGCGCAAGGAUUAAGGGGCUGAGCGUCCAUGACGCCAUCGACCUCGAAGAAGGCGGGAAUGAUACACCAGAACUGGUAGAUAAGAAAGCGUACGAGAUGUUUACCUUAAUGCAAGAGUCCUCGGCAGAUAUGUGUGCCCUGUGUGGCAAACGCCUUGAGGACCCAAAUACUGAUUCUGGUACCACCGACCGUCAAGUACCAAUGGCGAUCAUACUUCCUUGCUUUGAUGUACUUUGCCCCGAGUGUUUCUCUGGCUGUAAACAAGCGUUUGACAGUCAAACCGGGCCAUCAGUUCAUGACAUCAAAUGCCAGGUCUGCGAUGGAUGGAUCCCUGUUUCAUAUUCCACCAUCACCCCUGGAGGGCUACAGGACUAUAUGAUGGGCCAGGCCCAGGCCAAGCAGAGCAAAAAGCAAGCAAAGACCCUAGGAGAGUACGAAGGCCCGCACACGAAAACCAAGGCGCUGGUGGCGUAUCUAUUGGAGACGGCGGAUGAGAGCAAGGGCUUAGGGGACGAACAUCCUAUCAAAAGUGUGGUGUUUUCUGCAUGGACGUCGCAUUUGGACUUGAUCGAGAUUGCGCUAAAAGACAACGGCAUCACAGGCUUUACCCGCCUGGACGGGACGAUGACCCUAUCCGCCCGCCAAAAGGCCCUUCAGGAGUUUCACGACAAUAACAACAUCACUAUCCUCCUAGCGACUAUCGGGGCUGGUGGCGUCGGUCUCAACUUGACCGCUGCAUCUCGAGUCUAUAUCAUGGAACCGCAAUACAACCCCGCAGCCGUGGCACAAGCGGUUGAUCGAGUGCAUCGAAUCGGGCAGAUGCGCGAAGUGACUACAGUACAGUUCCUAAUGAAGGAUAGUAUCGAAGAGAAGAUCUUCGAGCUGGCCAAGAAGAAGCAGCAGUUGGCCGAUAUGAGCAUGAACCAGAGGAAGCUUGAUAAGAGAGAGGUGCAAGAGCAACGGAUGCGUGAAUAUCGAAGUUUAUUCAAGUGA